This is a messenger RNA of Lodderomyces elongisporus, 390 nucleotides long. RefSeq lists its product as uncharacterized. Gene Ontology annotation, biological process: protein folding in endoplasmic reticulum. The record is from RefSeq and is a predicted model, not a curated record. NCBI's taxonomy places the organism in Eukaryota, Fungi, Ascomycota, Pichiomycetes, Serinales, Debaryomycetaceae. Gene Ontology annotation, cellular component: EMC complex. Bases 1 to 390 code for a protein of 129 amino acids. The transcript has a single exon.
AUGGGAUCAUCAAAUAAGAAUCUUCUUUAUCUUAUCGGGUGUCUUCUUCUUCUUCACUCAGGUUACUCUUCUCAUGAAUUUCACAAACUUUCGACUUCGCUACAUAAGAACUAUACAUUGCCACUUGACAUUUCGCUAGAGGCAGUAGUGGCUUUCAUAUUUAUACUAAUUGCGUCAAUUGUCUCCAUAGAGAAUCCAAAACAUUUGACCAUUGAUGAUGAAGUUGUGCGAGAAGAGCUGAGGUUUCUCAAACCUAUUGAGAUGAAGGAUAGCGUGCAAUUAGGCGAGAUAAUUGGUGUGAAUGAAUUUGAAAACUUGCUGAGUAGAGUGCCAUUUAUUGAUGUUACAAAGAUGAGACUGGAGUAUGCAAAUUGGGCUUCAAAUAAGUGA